Molecule: messenger RNA, 801 nt
Organism: Sabethes cyaneus
Lineage: Eukaryota; Metazoa; Arthropoda; Insecta; Diptera; Culicidae
Gene: Osi18
Exons: 2
Coding region: 1-801 (266 amino acids)
Source: RefSeq, a predicted model, not a curated record
AUGCGCUCAUUUACGGUGUUGAUCCUGGUAGCGGCAGUUUCCGCAACUGUUGCUGCACAAAAAUCACGAUCGGCGGCCGAUUUGGCCGCUGAUAUAUAUAAUACAUGCCUAAAUGAUGUGAAUAUAAAGUGCGUCAAAUCGAAAGCACUAUCGUGGUUAAGUAAAGUGUCUGAUCAAGAUGAAAUUAAGAUCACCGAUACGCUAACCAUUAUACGUACUGGAACGGAUGAAGAAGAAAAUCCGGAAGUGAAAGAUGAACAGCGCAACAAUAAAGCUGCUUAUCUCUUGAACAAAAUAGAUAGCUUUCUCUCGACGCAUGCGCUGAAGAUGGGAGUUCCGGAAGUCCUGCAAUCCGAAGAAGCUCGUGCAUACAUUCCCGACUCCUUAACGAAAGGAGGGCUCGCCGAGGAACUAGUGGUUCCUUUGACCGAAGGAAAUGUAGCUGAAGGUCGUGGCUUUGUAAAGAAAGUCAUGAUUCCUUUCCUGCUUGGAAUCAAGUUUAAAUCGACAGUACUGGUACCGCUGGCGCUCGCAUUGAUUGCCCUUAAGACCUGGAAAGCAAUGACGCUCGGACUGCUCUCGAUGGUAUUGUCGGCAGCGAUGGUCAUAUUCAAAUUCGCCAAGCCAAAGAUUGUUAAUUACGAAGUGGUGCACUAUCCGCCACCACAUACCCACCAUGUGGACCACCAUAUCGAUCAUCAUCAUUUGGCUGCCCACCCGCACGUGCAUUGGGACGCUCCUGCCGGAUGGAAGAAACGGUCGCUUGACGCUCAGGAACAAGCCUACGCCGGACAACUGUAA